Messenger RNA from Cylindrotheca closterium, 1143 nucleotides. The record is from the annotation of a GenBank genome assembly. NCBI's taxonomy places the organism in Eukaryota, Bacillariophyta, Bacillariophyceae, Bacillariales, Bacillariaceae.
AUGGGAUCUUCCGCCAAGUCAAUAGCCUCUGAAAAGAGCAACGAGUCCAUGUCAGCCAAGAUCCGAGCCGCCAAGAUGGCUAAGAAGAGAAUCGAAGGUGUCCUCGAGAAGAAAAUGAGACUGGCAUCCAUGCUCAAUCGACGUGCAUUUUUGCGAAGAUUCGGUUCGUCCAUGUCAAUGGAAGCUACUCUGGACAGCAUGGAAAUGGAGCUCAGUAGUUUUGAAAAGGCUAUUGGACGGGAAAUCUUGGGUCCAUCCGCUGAUGGAAAAUUGCCCUUUUCUUUUGAUUUGGCAGCUCGAAAAGGAUCCGAUCAAAAUAAGAAGACUGCUGGUGAAAAGGAAAGCCGCAACCUCCAUGCUGACGAAGGUGAAAAUCAAGAGACUUUGAGUGUUCAGUCCAAGUCAAAUGAAACUCUUGGUUCUACGCACGGAAAUCAGAGUGUCACCACCAGGAAAGCUUCCAAUCUGGUCUCUAGCAAUCGGGUCUACAGCCUGCCAGAGGUGGACGAAAAUGACGAGUCCGACCAUUCCGGCUAUUCGGAUUCUGACUCGUCUGUUUCGGAUGACGAAGAAUCGGCAGUGGCCCCUCAGAUUGAAUACAAAGAGAGCAACGUCGAUAUUAAUACGAGUGGCCCAUUUCGGUGGUACGAUCGGUUUGUCCGAGAAGGCGACUUUUGCAUUGACUACGCUUGCCGUGUCAUUGAAUGUGAUCCAACCGCAACCUACGCCAAUGCCCAGCUUGCUGUAGCAGGGUUCACUCAUCUAGAGGGUACGGGAGAGGUAGAACCUGAAGAAGUUCAGGCGAAAGAAGAAAAGCUAGAAGAAGAAAAGCCGAAAAAGAGAAAAUCAUGGUUCCGAGGAGUGCCAGGACUAAAUAAGAAGGGUGCCACGACAAUCGAGUUGAAGAAUGCUGAUGCAGCUCUUGAAGACUUGACGGACUCGGAUUCCUGGUCCAGCGAAGAAGAGAUCGCAGUUAUUGACAAGAGCAAGCUGCUAUCAUCAUCCCCUGAGGAAUAUUUUGCCACAAUAGGAGCUGCUGGUGCUUCUCGAAGAAAGAAGAAAUCUUCCAAUCGUGCGGGAGACAAAGACAAGGAGGAGGUGAGCAGGAUAGAACGUGCUGGACGAGUGAUGUGUGAAGUCUAG